Jatropha curcas is the source of this 1801-nucleotide messenger RNA. RefSeq names its product bifunctional 3-dehydroquinate dehydratase/shikimate dehydrogenase, chloroplastic. The record is from RefSeq and is a predicted model, not a curated record. NCBI's taxonomy places the organism in Eukaryota, Viridiplantae, Streptophyta, Magnoliopsida, Malpighiales, Euphorbiaceae. Gene Ontology annotation, molecular function: 3-dehydroquinate dehydratase activity; shikimate 3-dehydrogenase (NADP+) activity; NADP binding. Gene Ontology annotation, biological process: chorismate biosynthetic process; shikimate metabolic process.
UAUAUAUGUGCACCUUAGUAGUUUCAGUUUCCAAGCCUGUGUGUAUAUAUAAAAUCCAUAAACUAUACUCUUCUAAGUUAUAUAAUUAAGCUCCUAAUUAAGAAUCUGAACCGCCCGAUUCUCAACAACAGCACCACCAUCACCAUUCUCCGCCAUGGGAAGCCUUCGGUUCACCAUGUCUGAUCUUCAACUAAGUAAUAGAGAAGUUCAAAGCAGUCCUACUUUGCUAUGUACUCCAUUAAUGGGAACCACAGUUGAUCAAAUGUUGAUUGAGAUGCAAAAGGCUAAAGAAAUUGGUGCUGACGUUGUAGAAAUCCGGCUUGACUGCCUCAGAAACUUUAGUCCUACACAAGAUCUUGAAAUCCUCAUCAAACGCUCUCCCUUGCCCACUCUCGUCACUUACAGGCCAGUUUGGGAAGGUGGUCAAUAUGAGGGUGAUGAAACAAAACGACAAGAUGCACUUCGUUUAGCAAUGCAAUUGGGUGCUAAUUAUGUGGAUGUUGAACUUGAGGUUGCUCAUGACUUUAAUAGUUCAAUAUACGGAAAGAAGCCUGAUAACUUCAGAGUCAUUGUUUCUUCUCACAAUUUUCAUAAUACACCAUCAGCUGAGGCCAUUGCCAAUCUUGUUGCAAGAAUACAAGCUACUGGAGCUGACAUUAUCAAGAUUGCAACAACUGCAUUAGACAUUACAGACUGUGCUCGCAUUUUCAGAAUCAUGGUUCACUCUCAGAUUCCAGUAAUUGGAAUUGUUAUGGGUGAGAGGGGACAGAUUUCGCGGUUGCUUAGCCCCAAGUUUGGCGGGUACCUGACUUAUGGUGCUCUUGAGGCAGGUGCUAUAUCAGCUCCUGGACAACCAACUGUAAAGGAUUUGCUGGAUUUAUACAACUUUAGACUUAUAAGGCCUGAUACCAAAGUUUAUGGCAUUAUUGGGAAACCUGUUGGACAUAGCAAGAGUCCUCUCUUGUUCAAUGCAGCUUUUAAAUCUGUCGGUCUUAACGCAGUUUAUAUGCAUUUUCUUGUGGAUGAUGUGGAGAAAUUUUUCAACACCUAUUCUUCUGUUGAUUUUGCUUCUGGAUGCAGUUGCACUAUUCCUCAUAAGGAAGUUGCACUUAAAUGCAUGGAUGAGAUUGACCCAAUUGCUAGGAAAAUUGGAGCUAUCAACAACAUUGUCAGGAGACCAGAUGGAACCUUGAUGGCUUAUAACACUGACUAUAUCGGUGCCAUCUCUGCCAUUGAGGAUGGACUAAGAGAAUUAAAUGGUGCAGUUCCUGCUGGAACCUCGCCCUUAAAAGGUAAACUCUUUGUGGUUCUGGGAGCUGGCGGAGCUGGUAAGUCACUUGCCUAUGGCGCUGCACAAAAAGGAGCCAGAGUUGUAGUCGCCAAUCGAACAUAUGAACGAGCAAAGGAGUUGGCCGAUAAAGUUGGAGGUCAAGCAAUGACACUAGCAGAAGCAGAGCAUUUCCAUCCAGAAGACGGAAUGGUUCUUGCAAAUACAACUUCUGUUGGAAUGAAACCGAAUUAUGAUGCUACUCCAUUACCAAAGCAUGUCUUAAAACAUUACUGCCUAGCGUUUGAUGCGAUUUACACACCUAAAGACACAAGACUCUUACGAGAAGCGAAAGAAAGCGGAGCUGUAAUUGUUUAUGGAACGGAAAUGUUAAUCCGUCAAGGCUUUGAACAAUACAAGAACUUCACUGGCUUGCCUGCACCAGAAGAAUUGUUCAGGCAACUCAUGGAGAAACAUGCAUAAGUGGAGACUCAAGAUAUCAUCAUUGUUUUUUUUUUUUUUUUUUCAGUUUUU